Messenger RNA from Bolinopsis microptera, 1115 nucleotides. Its product is annotated as succinate semialdehyde dehydrogenase-like. The record is from RefSeq and is a predicted model, not a curated record. Gene Ontology annotation, biological process: GABA catabolic process. Lineage: Eukaryota; Metazoa; Ctenophora; Tentaculata; Lobata; Bolinopsidae. The transcript has 3 exons. Gene Ontology annotation, molecular function: succinate-semialdehyde dehydrogenase (NAD+) activity. Bases 381 to 1115 code for a protein of 244 amino acids.
CCAUGAUCGCUAAUAAGCUUAAUGACAUUGUUUGUAAUUUAGUACUUCUUUUUCACUUGUUUACAAAAGAGAUAUGACUCUGAAUUUUUCAGCUCCAGUACCUUGGUCGAGUGAAAUCGUUUCUGCUCAGAUGUCCGCUGGAGUGCUUCGUCCGCUGGAGUGCUUCGUGAUGUAAUUGUUCUAAGGAUGAACAAAGGUAGUACAAAGUUUUAGAUUGUAAAUCUUUAGAAUCAUACUGUCUAGCGCCUAAUCGUUCAAAAUCUGGCGAGUAACUGAGAUAAUUAAAACCUGAUUGAGAUUUGAAAAGUCUCAAUUAUACCAUUGUAGAGUCACGAAUUGUAUUUUUUAAAUUUCAGCAUAAUGAUGAGAGAGGGCUAUUAAUGUCUGGGAUUUCUGCUGCUUUGUUACAGUCAUCUGACUUUUUACUCGGUGACUUUCUGAGGAAAGAGUUCUCAAUUCACUUGGAACUGGGAGGAAAUGCACCAUUGAUAGUGUUUGAAUCAGCUGAUAUAGAUAGAGCUGUAGAUGGUACCAUGUUGGCAAAGUUCAGAAAUGCUGGGCAAGCUUGUAGUGCUGCUAACAGGAUUCUCAUUAACAAAAGUGUUUAUGCAGAAUUUGUUGAGAAACUUGCAAAAAAAGUUGCAAAACUGAAGAUGGGAAAUGGGCUUGAUGAAGGUAUUAGUGUAGGACCACUUGUUAACAGCAAAGCUCACGCAAAAGUAGCAUCAUUGGUUGAAAGUAGGGAAGUUGGUCGUUUAGCUCCGGACAGUCUAUGCAACGUCUAUGCAACAGAAAAUAAUGAGUUACCGAUCUUUCACGAGGAGAUAUUUGGACCGGUGGCGUCAUUGUUUAGUUUUGAUACAGAAACCGAAGCGGUUGAGAUGGCUAACAACACACGAUAUGGUUUACAAGCAUACAUUUUCACCCAGGAAUUGUCUCAAGCAUGGAGGGUUUCUGAGAAUUUGGAGUGUGGAAUGGUUGCUGUUAACGAAGGUGCUAUUAGGAGUGCUAACAAUCCAUUUGGAGGCUGGAAGGAGAGUGGAAUUGGUAGAGAAGCUGGACAUUUGGGUAUAGAUGAAUUUACUGAGGAUAAGCUUAUUUGCUUUGGACUUUGA